This is a messenger RNA of Otolemur garnettii (small-eared galago), 3250 nucleotides long. RefSeq names its product BUB1 mitotic checkpoint serine/threonine kinase (gene BUB1). Lineage: Eukaryota; Metazoa; Chordata; Mammalia; Primates; Galagidae. Gene Ontology annotation, molecular function: protein kinase activity; ATP binding. The coding region runs from base 2 to 3250 and encodes 1082 amino acids. The record is from RefSeq and is a predicted model, not a curated record. Gene Ontology annotation, biological process: protein phosphorylation; meiotic sister chromatid cohesion, centromeric; mitotic spindle assembly checkpoint signaling. The transcript has 25 exons.
CAUGGAUAACCCAGAAGACGUCUUUCAAAUGUUUGAAGCCCAUAUGCGGAGUUAUAAGGGUGAUGAUCCACUUGGAGAAUGGGAAAGCUACAUGCAAUGGGUAGAAGAGAAUUUUCCUGAAAAUAAAGAAUACUUGACAACUUUGUUACAACAUUUAAUGAAGGAGUUUUUAGAUAAGAAGAGAUACCACAAUGACCCAAGAUUCAUUAAUUAUUGUUUAAAAUUUGCUGAGUUCAAUAGCGACCUUCAUCAGUUUUUUGAGUUUCUGUACAACCAUGGGGUUGGAACCCUGUCAUCCCUUCUGUACAUAGCAUGGGCAGAGCAUCUGGAGACCCAGGGAGAGCUGCAGCAUGCCAGUGCUGUUUUCCGGAGAGGAAUUCAAAACCAAGCGGAACCCAGGGAGCUGCUGCAACAGCAGUACAGGUUAUUUCAGACACGCCUCACUGAACCCCGUUUGCCUGCUCAAGCUAGAGCCUCAGAACCUCUAAAUGAUCAGAUUGUAAACCAGAUAACAUCAAAAUCAAACCCAGGAAACAACUCGGCCUGCAUUCCUAAGAAUCAGGGUUCAGAACUUUCUGGAGUGAUAUCUUCAACUCGUGAUAAAGAGUCAAAUAUGGAAAAAAGGGUGAUCAUGAUUUCUAAGUCAGAAUAUUCUGCACACCCGUCUUUGGCAGCCAAAGCAGAUGUUCAGCAGGUUGUUAUGUAUUGCAAGGAGAAGCUUAUUCAUGGAGAAUCAGAAUUUUCCUUUGAAGAACUGAGAGCCCAGAAAUAUAAUCAACGGAGAAAGCAUGAGCAGUGGGUAAAUGAGGACAGACAUUAUAUGAAAAAGAAAGAAGCAAAUGCUUUUGAAGAACAACUAUUAAAACAGAAAAUGGAUGAACUUCACAAGAAGUUGCAUCAAGUGGCAGAAACAUCCCAUGAGGACCUGCCCACUUUCCAGGAAGGGUCCAAGGUUAAUCCAGCGUGUACGGGGCCAAAUGUAGGCUCUCAGCCGGAACUGAGAGCUCCAUGUCUUCCAGCCAUCAAUCAGCAGAUCUCAGCACACAUAAGAGAGAAUCUAAGAGAGGCACCUCCUAUUGCUCCUCUGAUGACAAACGCUAUUCCUGCAGCUUUGGUGUCUCCAGCCGUCAGCCAAAGCAUACCUCCUCCCGUUCCUUUGACAGCCCAAUCAGUGACAGACUCCAUGUUUGCAGUGGCCAGAAAAGGUCCUGGAUGUGUGAGUAAAAGUACUCAGGAGUUCAAGCCACACAGUGGAGCAGAUAUAAAAGAAGGAUGUGACGUGCAGAAGGUUGCCAACACAAGUUCUUUUCACACAACUCCAAACACAUCACUGGGAAUGGUUCAGGCAACCCCAUCCAAAGGGCAGCCCUCACCCACGGUGCAUACAAAAGAAGCAUUAGGUUUCAUCAUGAAUAUGUUUCAGGCUCCUACGCUUCCUGAUAUUUCUGAUGACAAAGAUGAAUGGCAAUCUCUAGAUCAAAAUGAAGAUGCAUUUGAAGCCCAGUUUCAAAAAAAUACAGGGUCUUCGGGAGCUUGGGGAGUCAAUAAGAUUAUCUAUUCUCUGUCAUCUGGUUUUCCUGUGUUCGAAGAUGGAAACAAAGAAAAUUAUGGAUUACCACAGCCUAAAAAUAAGCCCACAGGAGCCAGGACCUUUGGAGAACGCUCUGUCAGCAGAUUUCCUUCAAAAGCAAAUGAAGUGCCUCACACUGAAGAGUUUUUGGACGAUUCAACUGUCUGGGGUAUUCGCUGCAACAAAACCCUGGCACCCAGUCCUAAGAGCCCAGGAGACUUUACAUCUGCCGCACAGCUGGCAUCUACACCAUUCCACAAACUUCUAGCAGAGUCGGUGCACAUUCUAGAAGACAAAGAAAAUGUGGUAGCAAAACAAUACAGCCAUAUGACUUUGGAUUCUUGUGAAGAAAACAUGGUGCCUUCAAAGGACAGAAAAUUCAGUCCAAUUCUAGAGAAAAACCCGGAACAAGCAUUUCCCUCUGACACAUGUUCAGCAUCAUCACUCCGUCUGAACCAGCCCACUGCAGGUGGUGUACUUACGUGUGAGGCAGAACGGGGCCUUGAGGCCUGUAAACUCACAGACACUGCCAUUGCCAUUGCAGAGGAUCCACCAGAUGCUAUCGCUGGGCUGCAAGCAGAACAAAUGCAAACAGGUUCACGUGGGAAUGUCGAUGCUCCAAACUUCUCUGUUGAGAACCCAUGGGAUGAUCAAUUGAUUCUCAAACUUUUAUCUGGGCUUUCUAAACCAAUGAGUUCCUAUCCAAAUGCUUUUGAAUGGCAAUGUAAACUUCCAGCCAUCAAGCCCAGGAGUGAAUUUCAAUUGGGGUCUAUGCUGGUCUAUGUCCAUCACCUUCUUGGAGAAGGAGCUUUUGCCCAGGUCUAUGAAGUUACCCAGGGAGAUGUGAAUGAUCCUAAAAAUAAACAGAAAUUUGUUUUAAAGGUCCAGAAGCCUGCCAACCGCUGGGAGUUCUACAUUGGAACCCAGCUGAUGGAGAGACUAAAGCCAACUGUGCAACACCUGUUUAUCAAAUUCUAUUCUGCCCACUUGUUCCAGAAUGGCAGUGUAUUAGUAGGAGACCUCUAUAGCUAUGGAACAUUGUUAAAUGCCAUAAACCUCUAUAAAAAUACCCCUGAAAAAGUAAUGCCUCAAGGUCUCGUGAUCUCUUUUGCAAUGAGAAUGCUUUACAUGGUGGAACAAGUGCACGCCUGUGAAAUCAUUCAUGGAGACAUUAAGCCAGACAAUUUCAUACUUGGAGGCGGAUUUUUGGAACAGGAUGCUGAAGAUGAUGAUUUCUCUGCUGGCUUGGCACUGAUUGACCUGGGUCAGAGUAUAGAUAUGAAGCUUUUCCCAAAAGGAACUACAUUCACAGCCAAAUGUGAAACUUCUGGUUUUCAGUGUACUGAGAUGCUCAGUAACAAACCAUGGAACUACCAGAUUGACUACUUUGGGGUGGCUGCAACAAUAUACUGCAUGCUUUUUGGCACAUACAUGAAAGUAAAAAAUGAAGGAGGAGUCUGGAAGCCUGAAGGGCUUUUUAGAAGGCUUCCUCAUUUGGAUAUGUGGAAUGAAUUUUUUCACAUCAUGUUGAAUAUACCAGAUAGUCAUCAUCUACCCUCUUUGAAUUUAUUAAGGCAAAAGUUGAAGGAAGUAUUUCAACAACACUAUACUAACAAGAUUAGGGCCCUACGUAACAGGCUAAUUGUAUUGCUCUUAGAAUAUAAGCGUUCGCGAAAAUAA